GCAUCUCUUCAUCACUCAACCCUGUCAGCACCCAUCUAGAGAGAGAAAACCCUUCUAGAGAGAGAAACCACCGCAAAAAUGUCCAAAUCAACCGCUCUCCUCGUGAUCUCUGCAUCAAUCCUCGUCAUCCACAUGCUCACGCUCUCAUUCCCCGCCGUUGAAGCCGCCGGGGACCACCACAUCGGCUGGAUUCCGACAACCACCGGCUGCCGUGGAUCUAUGGCGGAGUGUCUCGCUGAAGGCGGAGAUCUGGAUAUUGACGACAUGGAGCUAUCAAUGGACAGUGAAAUAAACCGGCGCAUUUUAGCAACAAACCGGCGCUACAUCAGCUACGGUGCGCUGAGCAAGAACAAUGUUCCGUGCUCGCGACGCGGCGCGUCGUAUUACAACUGCCGGUCUGGAGGUCAGGCUAACCCUUACUCACGUGGUUGCAGUGCCAUCACGCGCUGCCGUCGUUGAGCGCGUGGCGUUUGUUUGUUUGUUUCUAUUAUUAUUAUUUUAUUUAUUGGAUUUAUGAUGUUAUGUGAAGUAAUUAAAUUUUUAUUAUUAGUUUGAUGGAAUAUCAUAUCAUAUACUUUUUCUUAUACAUUGAUACAAUUUGGAAAUAAAUCUGGUGUAAUUUUGAAUUGAUUGCUCAUAAAUACUGAUUUUGUGUGUGAAAA
Molecule: messenger RNA, 662 nt
Organism: Helianthus annuus (common sunflower)
Lineage: Eukaryota; Viridiplantae; Streptophyta; Magnoliopsida; Asterales; Asteraceae
Product: protein RALF-like 33
Exons: 1
Coding region: 79-459 (126 amino acids)
Source: RefSeq, a predicted model, not a curated record